AUGUUAAGCAAAUAUAUCUUUGAACAAGAAGGGCCAUCUACAUCGCAGCCUAAUCAGUCCAUAUCUAUUCCGUUAAAGCAAUCAUCAAUUGGGGAUUCUUUUAAAAUGUUGAAAUCCUGGGACAUUAAUGAAAAUAAGGCCAAGGAUUUUCACUAUUUGAUUGGCGAAAUAAUUUGUAUAGAUAACCAACCGUACAGCAUUGUGUUGAAUAUUGGCUUCUCUCGUUUAAUGAAUAAAGCUCUCCCAAAUUAUCAGUUACCUUCUGAAUAUUUUAGAGAGAAAAUUGUGCCCGAUAUAUUUGCAAAAUGCAAGGCAAAAAUUAAACAAAGAAUUCACGAAAUGGUGGGAAAAGCGUCUUUUACAUCAGAUAUUUGGAAUUUAAAUUUUAAAGGCCGCUUUAUUCACACCUUGCAGUCUCAACUUAGACACAUAAUUAGAACCUUGGAAAAUCGCGUUAAACAUCCUGAUGAGGUGUCUGAAGUAUUUAGUAAUCCAACUGAAGAAAAUAACGACACUGAUAGCGAUAAUGAACCCCCCACAAAAUAUAUUCGUCACGAUUUGGAAAAUGAAAUAAGUCAACAGUCUUCAGCUUACGAUUUGUUUUGGAAAGCAUAUGAAGAGUUUUUUGGGGAAGCACCAUCUAGAAGGGAUGCAAAUUUGAAAUCAGUAUAUGAAAGGUUUAAAAUGGAAAUAGCUGAAUACAACAAGUUACCUGUACUUUCAGAAAAUAUGAAUCCACUCUUAUGGUGGAAAGAAAAACAUGAUGUUCUGUAUUUUCUGUAUUUUCUCAAGCACUUAUUAAUUUAA
This is a messenger RNA of Brassicogethes aeneus, 807 nucleotides long. The record is from the annotation of a GenBank genome assembly. Lineage: Eukaryota; Metazoa; Arthropoda; Insecta; Coleoptera; Nitidulidae.